GCCGUUCUGAACCGUGCAACCGGUAAACUUGCCUUUUAUACGUGGCAAUUUGAUACCCCAUAAUCUGUGCCGCACAAUCGUGAAAAAAGCUCUCAGGCUGUCUCUGUAUUGGUAAGUGUGUGUUUGCGUGUGUGUGCGUGAGGUGGCUGGCUAUUGCUGUUUGUGCUACGUCUCGGCAUUUUCUUGCUCCCUUUUUCGGUCUAUCAGCGUCUUGCGACUGUCCCGUUGCUUUCGUUGUUGUUGCUCUUCUUCUUCACGGCGCCCACCGAAGCAAGUGGGCACUGCCGAUGUGUAUGUGUUCAUCGCUGUCUCGCUGAGGCUGUGUGUGUGAGAGUGAGCAAACUAUGAUGCAAUCGCAACAACAGCAGCAGCAGGAUCCAUGCGAGAGUGAGCGAAAGCUUCGCAACGAUUGCGAUCUAUCGCGCGGCUACUGUCCACAUCCAAAAUUCGCCACCUGUUGGAUGGAUUAUCCCUUUGGCGAACUAUCGUUUGAGGAUUUCUUUAACAAUGCCACAUUCAGCCAGGAGGAGACAUUCUAUUCGUAUGGGCUCAACGGGGAGAGGUCCAAUGUCGCCAUCGAUAGCAGCGUACACUUCUAUAUGGGUCGCUGUUAUACGGUGCGUCCACUCAUGGACAUGAAGCGGGUAUCCAAGUCGGUCGGCUAUUCCCUAAUGCUAGAGCACAAUAUAUUUACAUCGGUGAGCGAUGUGGACUUGGCAUCUGGUGCGGGCUGGCAUAUCUUUCUGCAUGAUAAGCGUGAAAAUUUUACGGAGAUCAACAUGAAGGGCUCGGGGCGCGUCGAAUAUGUCUUUGCGGGCAUCAAUGAGCAGAUCGAGAUCAAGCUGCAAAGUCAAUAUUUUUCGAACGUGGAAACACACAAGGAGACCUGUUCAAGAAAAGAGGGCUACAGUGAUAUAAAGUGUGGCGAGAUAUGCAUCUGGCAGGACUUAUCGGACGAGUCGGACUGUUCGGGACCAUGGAUGCAUGAUAUGAACCUUGAGCCCUGCAACGAUUCCGACUCCAUGCGUAAUCUGAUCAAGAACUACAAAGAGGUAUACGAAAGCGACGAUGACUACGAGUGUAACUGCAUGUCACCCUGCGAGUCGCGCAUCUUUACAACCUAUAUACAGAGUAGGAAACCCUUUUACCAGCCCGAGCCACGGACCCUUCUCUACAUUUACUACACAACCAAGCUUAUAUCGAUGAUAGAGGAGCGUCCCAGCUAUGAUACAACCCAGUUUAUAGCGGAUGUCGGCGGCUCUUUGGGCUUUCUGCUCGGCCUCUCAGUUCUAGGCAUCAUUGGCAUAUUGGAGCAUUUAACUUUGUUCUUCUGUGGCGAUUGCAUACGGCGACUACAACUGAAAAAUGAGGAGAAAAAUAUCUCCAAGAGCCCAGAGGAUGGGGAGUCCCAAACGAGUGUCGAGACACUGGAUAUCAAUGAUGUGUACACUGUAGAAAAAGCGCAACUGGGCAAAUACUGAGCCGUUGGUCAAGUUUUGUCUAAAUAAAUCUCUUAUAUUUAUGCACAAAAACUACAAACUAGGGGGCUACAUUUAAAUGGGAUUAUUUUCUGUGGU
This is a messenger RNA of Drosophila mojavensis, 1577 nucleotides long. It is a transcript of the gene ppk17, whose product is annotated as acid-sensing ion channel 4-A. Gene Ontology annotation, biological process: sodium ion transmembrane transport. The record is from RefSeq and is a predicted model, not a curated record. Gene Ontology annotation, molecular function: ligand-gated sodium channel activity. Bases 345 to 1481 code for a protein of 378 amino acids. The transcript is spliced from 8 exons. Lineage: Eukaryota; Metazoa; Arthropoda; Insecta; Diptera; Drosophilidae. Gene Ontology annotation, cellular component: membrane.